This is a messenger RNA of Oppia nitens, 5910 nucleotides long. It is a transcript of the gene Crag, whose product is annotated as DENN domain-containing protein 4C-like. Lineage: Eukaryota; Metazoa; Arthropoda; Arachnida; Sarcoptiformes; Oppiidae. Gene Ontology annotation, cellular component: cytoplasmic vesicle. The coding region runs from base 237 to 5852 and encodes 1871 amino acids. Gene Ontology annotation, molecular function: protein binding. The record is from RefSeq and is a predicted model, not a curated record. Gene Ontology annotation, biological process: regulation of Rab protein signal transduction. The transcript has 8 exons.
CUAUUACAGUAUAAUAGCAUUGAUUACAUAUAAACAAUAAUUGUCUUAUAGUUUAUAACUUGUUAUUUAAUGACUGUUUAGUGAAUCGAUGGCAAUGUUGUGGUCAACACAAUGGUUGACAACAAAUACAAUUGAAUGACCACUUAUGACAUGCAAUGGUCACACACUUUGACACUAAUAGCAAAACAAUAGACUUAAUGAAAUUAGUAACUUAUUGAAGACAAAAAUAUAAUGAAAUGGAUGACAAACGGAUCGCCGAUUACUUUGUUGUGUCCGGUAUUUCGGAUGAAAGGUGUGUACCGUUUGAUGAGAGUCUAAGUCAAGAACGGCUAUCAAUACCAAAGUCAGUGCAGACGUCUUCAGCGCCCAUUACCGACAUUACAGUCAUUAUUCGGAGUGCAAACGAGUCGGUACCCCACGGAUACACGUGCUUAGAGUCGACACCAUUAGGUUUUCCUGCGGACCUAAAUCAUGGAAGUCUGCGGAGUCCAAGUGUUUACAUUUGCUUUAAACGAGGCAGAGAUAAACCACCACUGGUUGACAUCGGAGUGCUUUAUGAAGGAAAGGAAAGGGUUAUGUCUGACAGCGAAAUCGUCGAAAAGACAUUUUAUGGACAACAGGCUAAUGUUAAUAACAGCGGUUCACGUACUUUCCUCACCUACAGGAGGGCCCGAGACAAUGCCCCCUGCAAUCAGUUAGUCGUUACCGACUUAUGUGUCAUAUUAGCAAAUAAAGGAGAGUCACCACCACAUGCUUUCUGUCUCAUCAAUAAGAAUCUCAAUAAAGGAAUGGUUGGUUCAGAUGUGUUUAUAUGUUACAAGAAGUCAAUGAAUAGACCACCUUUACUAUGCUAUAAGCCAUCAAUUAUAGGGCGAUUUCCAUUAGAUGAUUAUCCUCACUAUCCCUUACCGGAAUCGGUGUCAUUAUUUUGUUUUCCAAUGGGUGCUACUGUAGAGUGUUGGCCAAAAAGAGCCCAAUUGCCUAAACCAAUAUUUUCAACAUAUGUAUUGACCUCAGAAGCGGGUGAAAAGGUUUACGGAGCGGCCGUUACUUUCUAUGAAAGUCUUAGCGAUCAUAAUCUUAGUGACAAAGAAUCAGAACAUUUGACUUAUGUUACAGAAGAAGACAAACAAACAAAAUCAUUGCAUAGAAUCAAAUCAAUUAGUAUUCUGAGUCAAUGGCCAUUCUUUGAAACUUUUGAAAGAUUUCUAUUAUUCUUAUAUAAAACAUUUGUAGUCUCAUCCACUAUACCUCAAAAAAUACCAAUUGAAAGAUAUAUUUCUAAUUUUAUGCUUGAGAUACCCUUUCCAUUACCUAAUAGACCAAAAAUUUUGGUUCAAUUAGGAAUGAAUCCCGAAGAGACUGUUCUUAUUUCACAACCACCAGAAUAUAUGCCUUUAGCCCUAACGGGUGCCUCCUUUACACAAAUGUUGCGAAAUUUGGGUCCAGAAAACUGUCUUCACGUAUUACUAUUUGCAUUAACUGAACAAAAAAUUUUGUUACAUUCAUUACGACCCGAUGUGCUGACCAGUGUUGCCGAAGCAGUGGUUACAAUGAUAUUUCCGUUCCAUUGGCAGUGCCCUUACAUACCUAUGUGUCCAUUAGGUCUGUCCGAUGUUCUCAACGCUCCGCUCCCUUUCAUCGUUGGAGUCGAUUCACGAUAUUUUGAUUACUUUGAGCCCCCGACAGACGUGGCAUCAAUUGAUUUGGACACUAACUCUAUUUAUUUGUCUGAAAGUAAGCGUCAGUUUAAUCCUAAACUAAUGCCGAAAAAGCCGACCAGAGUUUUAAAGUCAACUCUUGAAAAACUUUUUGAACGUCUUUUGCAUCCAAUGUCUUCCACUAAUGGCUCUUAUAAUGCGACAAAUAAAACAAAAAAUAGUGUAUUUGGAGAUAAUUUGAGAACUAAAAAGAUUGAGAGACAAAUUGAAUUGGAAAUACAGGAGGCUUUCAUUAAGUUUAUGGCAACUAUUCUUAAAAAUUUUCGCUCAUAUUUAUUGCCCAUAACUCGGGCGCCAACAGUGGGUGCAACUGAUCCCAGUUCUCUAUUUGAUUUGCAAGGCUUUAUUAAAUCUCGUGACAAAAAUUACCAAAAAUAUUAUACUUUAAUGAUGAAGACUCAGAUGUUUACCCGUUUUAUUGAAGAGCGAUCUUUUGUUUCCGACAAAAACAUAAGUCUUGCUUUUUUUGACGAGUGCUCAGAAAAACUCGAUUCUUUAAGCGAUUCCGUGGACUCGAGUUCACUGCGUUUACUAGAUUUUGGUGAUUACAUACAUAAUGAUCAAACAGUUUUUAUACCACCACCAGAACCCAUGACGUCUGACGAUGAAUUUACAUAUAGCGAAUUUGGUCCAUUUGAUCCACAAAAGUUUCAUAAACAUCCAACAUUACACACAUUAUCACGAAUCGGUUCUCUUGUAAAUGAUAGCGAAAUCGGUCUCUCAGAGAAUUCAUCGUUGAUUGGACCGUCGAGUCCAAUGUCUAAGCGAACUAAACAAGAGAUAAGAAGUGCACAAAAGGUUGCCCGAAGACACGCUGAUUCACCGAUGACAUGGUCUAAGUGCCUCUUAAGCUAUUGCUAUAGUCUAUGGUUUCAUCACUUACCCGCUUAUGUCAAAGCAAAUCAUUUAUCAAAACCUAAACCAUUAAGUAUUGCUUUUCAAGUCCUUUUGCGGAUGCAAUCACUCGGCUUUCAUCCGUCCGAUGAGGUCUGCUAUCGGGUUAUGAUGUUAUUGUGCGGUAUUUAUAGUGAACCCAUUUUAGCAGUCAAAGUAUUGUUUGAAAUGAAAGCUCAAAAAAUAACCCCAAAUGCAAUCACUUACGGCUACUAUAAUAAAGCAGUUCUCGAGAGCAAAUGGCCGACUGGCGACACAACUGCAUCACUCAUGUGGAACAAACUAAGGAACGUUAUCGUAGGUGUGGCUCAGUUCAGACAAAAUACUAAAAUUAAAGCCAUAAAAGUUGAUCCAAACUUAAAUGAAAUUAAAUCAAAUUCAGUGAAAAGUUUUUCAGAUAAUGGUUAUGUGACUAAUACUGAUUCAAUUAAUUCAGAAUCAAAUUCUGCAAAUCGAUUGAUCAAAGAUCUCAAAGAUUUUGAUUCUUUUAGAGAAAGGACGCGAAGUAUUGUUCGUCAAUCGAGUUCUCCAAUGAAUUGUUUGCAUGACUUCGACAGUGCGGCCGGUCUUCUUAUGACAACUGAUUACUCAAAGUUUGGCGACAAAAAUAUCAUUUGUAAUGAUUAUAAUUUAAGACGACGGCAUAAGAGUGCCGAACACGAAGAUCUAAAUUUAAAGCCAAAUUUAGACACAAAUGUAAUUUCUCUGAAAUCUUGUUCACCGAAACCAUACUUAAGGUCAUAUAGCUUUGGAAACGACGAAAAGAUUCUUCAAAAGCUUAGAUCCGAAACAUUAAAGGAGUUGAGACAACAGUUUCAACAAAACGAAGACGAAAAUAAAAAAUUAUCACUUAAUACCAAUAAAAAUAAUUCGACAGUUAAUUCAUUUAAAACUAUUGGAGGUCUUACUCGAUGUACAGAAGAUCCUGAAGAAGGAGAUGACGAUGCAUGUGAUGAGAUCGAUGGUGAAGUAGAGGUUAUGAAGAAUUGGAAACACAACUUAACUCAUUCUAAAUUAAUUGAAUCACAAGAGUUAGACAUUCAGUCAUUAGAAGAUUCAUCCGUCACUUUAAAGGACAGUAAAAUUAAUUUUAAGAGCUCUGAAGCUAUUGAUUCCACAAAAAGCUUAGAUAAAUCAUUAGAUAAUUCAAAGACAAAUAAUGUUAAAGUUAUUAAGGAUACUAAAGACACUAAAGAUGGAUUAAAUUCUGCGUUUAGUCCAUUAAAAGAUGCCUUAAUGAAUAUGGAGUUGUUUGCAUCUGACGGUAAAGUGGCCUCAACUUUAAGAUCCAGUUUUCGAUUGGCCAGUCGUUUUGCCAAAUCGUCGUCUCCUAAAACAACUAUUACCCGAAGUUCAACAUUUCAUGAAUCAAAUUACAGUACUUCUGAAAAGGCUAUCAACAAAUUUGGUGCUCUUUUUAGACGUGAUUCACAAAAAUCAAACUCAGGAUCGAACUCCCGGUCGAAAAAUAUGAUCCGAUCGGCAACUUUACCUCCAGUUUUGUCAUCAAAAUUAAAUGAUAUUAAAGACACUAAUAAUAGUUUUGAUAAUACAAUCAAACUUGAAAGUCAAGAAAGUGUUUCAUUUGGAAGUAAAGAUGAAAUUGUGACCGAAGAUGACAGCAGUAGAGAAAAUUCAUUAUUAAAUUUGAGCGCUCAGUGGACUAAUAGACUGACCACUAAUAAACAUUCUGAAUAUGUUUAUUCAACAAUCAAAUCUGCGGCAAACAAUAUGGCUAAUCGUUUUAGUGAUUUAAAAUCGUCAUUGGCUUCAACAUCAUCUGUGACCUCAUCGCCAUCGAAAAUCAUUAAUUCAACCAAUGCUUCAGGAGUUGUGACAGGAGUGGCCACUGGAACUGCUAACUUGUUAUCUCAAUGGGCGAGUCAAUUGGCCGAAAAGUUUCCAUCAAAUUUGGUUUUCGAUGACGACGACUGUUCGAGUAAUAACUCAUUUGAUAUGAGAAGAAAUAGUUUUGCCUCAGAGGAUGAAGUGAGUGAACGUUCUCGAGACGGAUCUCUUGGCAGAAAUUUUACCGGUUUUGGCAUUAAUUCCAAUACUUCACCACUUUUUGAACUUUUGGACAAACAUUAUACAACUUCUUUAGAACCAAAAUCUUUAGAAACAAAUAUUGAAAUUGUUAUGGAAAUAGUUAUGACUUCUUGUUCUCGAUGUUAUACAUGUCAUGCUAUCAUUUAUGAUGAAGAAAUAAUGGAGGGAUGGACUCCUGAUGACUCUAAUCUUAAUACUAACUGUACUUUUUGUAGUUCAAAGUUUGUACCAUUACUUACAAUCAUACUUCAAGACUUGAAAAAUCACUCAUUUGAUAUAAAAAAUGAUUUACAAAAAUCUGAAGAUUCAAAUAAAACUUUAGAAAGUAUUGAUGAGAUUGACUCUUCAUUUAAUGAAGAAAACAACAGUUGUAUUAAUAAUAAUGAAAGACAGUCAUCAAAAUUAGCUAAAAAUGUCGAAACAUUUGAACCGAUAACUGUUCCUUAUUUAAGUCCAUUAGUUUUACGCAAAGAAAUUGAGAAUGUAUUGAAUAAUGAGGGAGACUUAUGUCUGGCCAAACCCGAGUUUGUUGACGAACAUCCCAUUAUUUAUUGGAACUUAAUUUGGUAUUUCAAACGGAUUAAUCUCCCGACACAUCUACCCGUGCUUUGCCUGUAUUCCAAUACAUUUAAUAAAAAUAAUACAAAUAAUAUCGACAACUUUAAACUUACGGAUUAUCAAAAAGUAUCGGUGCUUUGUAUGUGGGAUAAUGAUAGACUUCAUGAAGAGAUUGGAAGUAGUUCUUUACACAAACUAUGGCUCGAGACAUCAUUUGAAUCACCAUUGGUUCACGCAUUGGUCACCGAUGAGCGCAAACCGGGACAACUAACUCGAAGUCUUAUGAAACAAAUUAUUAAUUCAAUUCAAUGCAAUGAUUUGGCGACACCAAUGAAAUUACUGAUUACUGAACGAUUAAAAUUGAAUGCCAAGAAAAGUAAUAUAAGACAACAUAGUAUUUAUCGAGACUUAUUAUUUCUAUCAUUUGUGGCAUUGGGUCGAGAAAAUAUCAAUAAUACUGCAUUUGAUCGCGAAUAUCGUCGCGCAUUUGAGUCGAUGUCACCCAAAGAUCAGGAGGCACUCAAAUCCAUUGAUAAGCCGCCAUCCAUUGGAAUCGUCUUCUGUCGCCGAUUCUUCAAAGAACUUGAACUCAGACCACAAUCAACUACUUCUUUGCUUAUGAAGAAUUAACUAAACAAAUGACUCAUUUGAUCAUAAGUGGUGCCAGAAUUUAUCAUUUUUUAAACGG